AUGACGGUACACUUCUACUCGGCUGGAAAAGGGCUUGAUCAGGGACCUCUAAUAUCUGCUAUAUCCGUAACUCCAGAGUACAAGCUACGCAAACGACUAUCUCCCCUGCACAUAGCGCUCAUUGCUGUGGCUUCAAUCAUAGUUUUUGUGUUGCUUUUAUUGCUUUUUGCCUGGAUGAUGGGAUGGCUGGGUACAGAUCACUUACAAGAAAUAGAUAUAGGUCUAGAAAAGCCUGUUACCCUCAAACAAUUAAAAGAUGUUACUCGGAAUUUUAGCAAGAGGAACGAGAUUGGUCAAGGGGGUUUUGGGACCGUUUACAAGGCUGAAGUGCAAGGGAAAAUUGUAGCUGUGAAGAAACUUUCCUCUCAUUCAGAGGAAAGGAUCAAUCAGUUGAAAAAUGAGUUUUAUACCUUAAAAUCAAUGAGUCAAGAGAACCUUGUUCAGUUGCUGGACGUUUACAAUGCAAAAGGCCUGCAUUUGCUCAUCUAUGAAUAUAUGCACAACAACUCUCUUGCACACGCCUUAUUCGACUCAAAGUCAAAACUGAAACUUGAUUGGGAAGCUAGGUUUAACAUUUGCUUGGGAAUAGCUAAGGGAUUGGUGUAUCUACAUGAGCAUCCCAGGCUGAAGAUGGUUCACAGGGACAUUAAAUCAGCUAAUAUUCUUCUCGAUGGAAACCUCAAGGCUAAAAUAUCAGACUUUGGAUUGGCAAGCCUUUACACCGAAGAUGAUCAAUUCAAGUUCAUCAAAGUAGAAGUGCCACAGGGAUAUAUGGCACCUGAGUAUGUUCGAGGAAUUGUGACAUCUAAAGCUGAUGUCUACAGUUUCGGGGUGGUUAUACUUGAAACUGUUAGUGGAAGGACAAAUGCAGGGCACAGGCGAGAUAGCCAGGAAAGUGAAUUUCUUUUAGACACGGCUUAUGAUUUACAGCAAAAAGGAAGGCUGGUGGACCUGGUUGACAAAACAUUGUCUACCAAGUAUGAUGCAAAACAAGCCAUCAUCAUCUUGAACUUAGCAGUGAAGUGCACCAUUUACAUGUUGCUGAAUUCAAAUUACACCAGUCCUAUGGACGAUGAGGAAAGAAUAGCAUGUGAGGCUCUUAAAAAAUUGGAUGAUGAGAUGAGGAAAGAAGAUGAUGAAUAG
Messenger RNA from Rosa rugosa (rugosa rose), 1143 nucleotides. Its product is annotated as probable LRR receptor-like serine/threonine-protein kinase At1g53430. Gene Ontology annotation, molecular function: ATP binding; protein kinase activity. Gene Ontology annotation, biological process: protein phosphorylation. NCBI's taxonomy places the organism in Eukaryota, Viridiplantae, Streptophyta, Magnoliopsida, Rosales, Rosaceae. Bases 1 to 1143 code for a protein of 380 amino acids. The transcript is spliced from 8 exons. The record is from RefSeq and is a predicted model, not a curated record.